Messenger RNA from Aspergillus homomorphus CBS 101889, 1980 nucleotides. RefSeq lists its product as uncharacterized. Lineage: Eukaryota; Fungi; Ascomycota; Eurotiomycetes; Eurotiales; Aspergillaceae. The transcript has 2 exons. The coding region runs from base 1 to 1980 and encodes 659 amino acids. The record is from RefSeq and is a predicted model, not a curated record.
AUGAGACUCCGCGAGACCAUCCGUCCGCCUGGCCGGCUCAGCGAAGAGGCGUCCACCUACACAACUCCAAGAAGAACCUAUCGUCGAGGAAGUAUCUCGUCUCGUGUUAGAUGCGAGGCUUUCAACCCAAACCUCCCUCCUGCAGCCUUUCCUACCUUGGAUCGACCACGCGAUCCGAAACCAAACACCGAUGCGCAGAACAAUAAUGCAGAUGAUUAUACUAGUCGCAAGCGUUCAUAUAACUGCAUGGACACUGGCAGCCACGGCCAUCCUCAGCCAGAGCUAGUGACAGAGACCUGGGCUGAAGUUCAGGAGAUCCCUGUCGAGCUAAUCGACAACUUGUUCGCAAGCAAUGGGGAGCUGAAUUCUGUUUACCGCAAGAACAUGGCCAUCAUGGCUGGGGCAGGGCCAGAAAGGUCGCCUUUUGAGGAAAGCAUGGAAGACAGUGACACUGACGAGGAGGCUGAAGGGCUUGCUAUAGAACCACUCGCGCCUAUCGAUUGGCACGACCUACUCCCACCCGUGCAGGUUGAGAUAUUCGAGAACGUGGAAUCAAGCUAUAGCCGACCUGCCAGGGCUUUGCUCGGUAUCUCUGACGAAGAUCUUGAGGAAGUACAGCAUAACCUAGUUCUUCGCGCGAGACAGCUGAAGCGAGAAGACCGGCUACUGGAGGCGAUGCGCGCGAAGCAGCUCAGAGCAAUCCUUCAAACCAACAAUGCUGCUCCGCGAGCUAGUCAAGUUCCGCCUAAGCUCGCAUGCCAGAUGAUUUCGCGGCGAUACCUCCGCAAUAUCAGGGGGACUACCACGUCAGAUUUCCUGACUUGUCCGGCCGACGAAGUGUUGCGCGCUCGAAGAUACAUAGAGAAACGUGAGAUGGACGGGAGUAUUGUAGGCGAUUGGGGAGAUGAUGAUGCAGUUAGAAUGCAGCUCUCUGUGGAAGACCUGACCCGCAAAUCGGAAAAGAACCCUGCCAGCCAUCUUUAUCCUUCUGAACAGUCCGUCCUAAGUCCUGUCGGUGAUAGUGCGUUUGUCGAUAUAUCAUCUCCGAGAACCGACCGCACCUCUGCUCAGGUAUCCUUGAUCAACUCUAUAGGCACCAAGUGUCUCCCUAUGCUGAAGGACAGUGUGUUAUGCCAGGGUCAAGCCAACGAUCCUCCCCGAUGGCUAGCUCUCAGUCACUGGAAUACAAGCGAGAACUAUCACCAUCCCAACUGGGAUAAUCAUGUAAAGACUCGCGAGAUCGAGGAGAUACUGGAAGCCCAGAGAACGAAUCCUGACGGGCAAUACAUACAACUGAGAAACACUUUCCUGCACUUCCCUCCCCUGAGUUGGAUUUUCCACGAGCGUUCAUGUCCAGUAUUUGCUUCACAAAGAGAAGCUCCCGGCGAAGCGUCUCGCUCGAAUCAAGGUCAACGGGCACACUCUAACACUUCGACUAGAACCUCCCAGAUGGCUGCUAGAAGAACCAAGUCAAGCGGUUCUAGUCCAUCCAGUGAGACGAGACUCGUGAGAGUCUUCAUGCGUCUCAGACAAGAGAUUACUGUGAUGGUCAUCGAAGCACGCAGAAGAAUGACAGAGAGAUCGAAUAGAGAAGUUCAGCGAGCUGCUUUAUCUGACCAUCGCAAACUACCAUAUGAGGACAUCUGGACCCCUCCUACAAGUCCUAGCCGAGGAUUUCACAUGCCAGCGUCCAGGCCUUUACGAAGUGUCAGUAGCAAUGUCUUCUUCACCCCCAGGGCAGCAGUCCCGCAAGAAGAGGAUGCACGGGUGGAAUCAUCUGACAGCGUGAUGAGUGAUUUAUCCACUCAAGACACAGAGGCAUCAGCACGUACCUCAGUCGAGCCAAGAUCCGGGUCUGAGGCCAAAGAGCAAUCGGAAACAGCCAUGCCGGAGGCGGAAACCAGCUCUGAGGUUGGGUCCACGGGAAGUGGUGCAGAGGAAUAUGACACUGCGGACGAGAUGGUCCUUGUACCUAACUAA